Messenger RNA from Chilo suppressalis (striped riceborer), 4834 nucleotides. The record is from the annotation of a GenBank genome assembly. Lineage: Eukaryota; Metazoa; Arthropoda; Insecta; Lepidoptera; Crambidae.
AUGGUGGCGGUGCAUUGCAAUCAUCGAUUCGGGAGUUAGCCGCAAAGAGUUUUGCCAGUAAAUCGGCUUUCUCCUGCGGCUUAUGAGCUAGUGUUCCGUCUGGGCAUCUCAGAGGUGGCAGCGAGGGCUGGCAGAAGUUCUUUUGCACGGCCUUGGCCAAACGCCAAUAGCUACGGGAGCCCGUAGGAUGCGUUAUAAGUUCGUGACCAACACGUGCUACGCGCUGGGCAUCCGCUCUGAUGUAAGCCUUCUUACAGGCCUUGGAAGCAAUAUUGUAGGCUGCUUUUAGUGAUUCGACCCCGGGAUCCUUAAUAGCGCGGCCUCUGAUCCAAGCACGAUAUGCCGCUUGCUUACGCGAAGCAGCUUCAGCACAGUCGUGAUUGAACCAGAGGUUACGUGUGCCCUUACUGAUGAGAUUGGAAUGAGGAAUAUAGUAUUCCAUACCCAUUACAAUCUCCUCAGUAAUAGCAACGGCGCUGGCUGAUAGGUCCUUGUCACUGAAGCAGCGCUGCUUCCAAGGGACGGACGCUAAGUAGUCACGCAUACCGUCCCAAUCUGCCGACCCAUAAUGCCAAAUCCGGCGUUUUACCACCGUUGGACGUGGAGGCUUGGCCUGUGGCGCUUUGGCAGAUAUCAGGCAGUGAUCUGAAGAGCCCAGGGGGGCUCCUACCACAACCUGAUAGCCCUGUGGAUGGGUCGUGAGCAGAAGGUCCAGUAAUGAAGGCGCUUGACUUGAAAUAUCUGGAAUCCUGGUGGGCUGAUCGACCAGUUGUUUCAAGUCCUGCGUGAGAGCGAACGCGUGAGCAGAGAUCCCUGCAUGGUCAGUUUUCGAGGAACUUAACCACAAAUUGUGGUGAGCAUUAAAGUCCCCCAAAAACACCAAUUCUGCAUUGGGAAAUUGCUCCUGCGCGUCAUCUGCUGCCCGACUAAGAUGUUCGAAAAGUCGAGUUGUCUCAACAUCGCCAGUGUGGGAUCUGUAGAGGCACACAUAGACUCUGGCCUGGGGACCGGAAGUGGCCGCCGGGACCCCACGCCCCGGUCACCAACCGGCACGACGGUCCACCCCGACAUUAUGCGUGACAUGAUGGGGCAGCCUCGCGAACUGGUUAGGAACGCUCGGGCCCCUGUACUGUGCCACGGGCGGCCAGCGGGACAACCGUUUCUACGGGUCUCCCUGGCCGGCAGGUCGAUGUAGUCCUCCCGGCAUCGGUUCGACGGAUGCCUCGCCCUGGACCGAAUCCGUCGCGACAACCUACACUCGAGCCCUGGUUGUACGCUGGCUGACCCCGAAACGCGCGAGAAGCACUUCACGGGUUUUUCACCAUGCGCACGGUGGUAAAGAAACCAGGCGGGUGUUAGGCACCCUACCACCUUCAUUACUUAUUGAAGUUAUACUUCUUGAGGCGCGUUAUGAAAAAAUGAUGAGAGUGAAAUUUUAAGAUGCGCGCGCAUCACUGUAACACAAAAUUUUAACAGCAUGAAGUUGGUCGCUUUAGCGAUCUUUACCUUUAGCGACGAUGCUGUUACUUUUGUGUUUACCGCACAUUAAGAAAAUCUACCAACAAAAUAGAAAUAGAAUCUCUAUUUAGUGGGUGCUAACGACUGCAUUGUGAAGGCCUAUCAAAAGUAUUUAUUAAUCUGGAACAACGGAACCAAAGCGCGAUUCAGGAGGCUACAGCGCCAUAUCUUGACCAUUGGUGUAGUAGAACCAAAAACCACAUCUUUAUUUUUUGUAAUAAAGUAACAGUUAUAGGUAUUCAUAUUUAUAAUAUCAAAAGUAUUUAUUAAUCUGGAACAACGGAACCAAAGCGCGAUUCAGGAGACUACAGCGCCAUCUCUUGACCAUUGGUGUAGUAGAACUAAAAACCACAUCUUUAUUUUUUGUAAUAAAGUAACAGUUAUAGGUAUUCAUAUUUAUAAUAUUUAUCCACAUGUUUCUAGUUUGUAUAUUCGGAAUACGUUUUUGAGUUUCAUACAAGUGCAAAUCACAUAUGUUCUAAUAAAUUAUAUUCAGUAGCGAUUUUAAUUGAAUACUUUGAUUAUUUAUUUAUUUUUUCAAAUUAAAACUGAACUUUAUUGACUGUGUCCUUUUCCAGACUUUUUAUUAAUUUAUUGUAAUUAAUUAUUUGCAUGCAAUUAAAAACUAAUUUUAAACGAUGCCAAAGAAGGAUAACUUCUCACGCGCCUACAUAAGUACACGCACCCAUUUUUUUAGAUACAGAAAUACUAAAAUGAGAUCAGUAUAAUUAUGGCCACUGCAUAUAAAACAAUCAAACAUUAGCUAUCGGACCUUAUGAGAAUAACAAACAUCGUUUGAUAAGAAAGAAAGGUCAAUAACCGUAAGAAAGUUCAUCUCAAUAUAAGUAUAAAGUUUUGCCAACAAUUUCAAAAGCUAAAUAGCAGCGAAGAGAGACUAAAUUUUCUUUUAAUUCCUUCCCAAAUACUAAUAGAUAAAUGAGUACACUCUGACUAUUCGAAUCCUGAUCAAACAGUUUUGCUAAAAAUAUUCUUCAUGUUGGACUCAGAAGGGCCUUUCUAGGAUUCCUGAAAAAAAUGCAUUUUCUUCGCAAUAAAGCUGCCACCUGGACGUUCUAAUUAAGACUUAUUUCCAAUUUUAUUGUUUUCGUCUUACGAAUUUUCGAUUAGGUCACGUGUCCGAACGCGAUCAGGUCACGUGUCAUGAUGCGAUGUGGUUACGUGUCCUGACGCGAGUUUAACAGUUUUUACCAACGAUAUUAAAUACCCUAGAUACACCACGAGCGCUCAAAAUGUGUCCCAAUCAAGAAGUGCUUGAACUCCACCCAAGCACUUCUUGAUUCACAGUCACGCGCGGACCUAGCGUGUCGUUUUUUCCACAGGUAUAUUGUCAAUGUUUGUUAAUUUAACGCAUUUGAAGUAAAUUUUGAUCUAAUACUUACUAUAAACUGAUUUAAUAAUAAAUAUUUUUGAUAUUCAAAUGAAUGGUCGGUUAUACGUCGCCAUAUAGCCGUCUCUUUUCCUCGCGGUCCGUGCCUGCUAUAUUGCUAACAGCGCGUUCAGAAUUACGCGUAGAGUCAAAGAACUAAGGUCUAAAUUCUUCCGCAUAUAGCAAUAAGUCGUAAAAUUUUACGAGCUUACAUUUCGAACUGUCAGAAGUCCUUGACGCGUGCGUUUUAUUUAAGACCUGAUACAGUAUGUAUUAAAGCUUACUUUCAAUAUUUAAAUAAUGCCUUAUAUUGAUUUUGACUACGCGAUCAUCUUACGGAGCUCCGUGAAUCGUUCAAUGUGCCUUUUGGACAGGUUCCGGGCACGAUUUUGUUCGUGUUGGUGUAUCUAGGAUAUUUCAUAUCGUUGGUUUUGACCCAUUACAAAAAAAGUGUACAACGCCGCUCAAGUUUUAUUUCUUUCUUUUCUAAUAUAAGUUGAGGUUUCAAAUGUUACACAUCAUACGCGACUACUGUAAGGAUCGUAAAUUUUCACUUCAAUAACGUUGAUAUGUGUAAAAAUUAUGAAACUAUUAAACUGUCUGAUUCUGAUUAAAAAUGUUUUCUUUUUGUCACCUCUGACUUUAACUUGCAACUAAAUAUUUAAAUAAUUCGAAUAUAAAUUACAACAUUACAAAAUAUCGUUAAAUCUACCGUAUUUAUUUUUAGAGGAAUUUUACCAACCAUCUAGAUUCAAAAGUUCGCAGUUCGCAGCACUGUAGAGAGCGGGGAACGUUCCAAACCUACGCUCCAGGUGCAAGAAAUGUCUUUGAAUACAUAAUAAUGGUGUCGAUUCUGGCAUGAUUUUCUAAAACUAAACUUAUUUGACAACGGUGUAUCCUUGUAAGAAUGAAAAGGAGACUGAUGUUAAAUUUAGUUUUAAGUUCUAAGAAUCAUGCCAUAGUCAACACCAAUGUCAAAAACUUUAGGGUAAAAACUCAGAACGUAGGUUUGGAACGCAGUCCGGUUAUUGACAACGUAACCUCAAAAAGCGGUGCCGCCAUUUGCAUGACGGUGACGGCCGUGUUGUCGUUGUCGAAUGGUACGUGCGUGUUAGUGAACGUCUUUAUUGAUAGCGGUGAACGCAUUUGUGUUUUUCCGACCAAUAUGACAUCCAAAAUGAGUUCUAACUCCAACUGGAGCAGCAAAGACGACGAAAUUUUAAUAAGUUUCGUACGUAACCACGAAGCUAUUUAUUAUAUAAAAAGUAAAGAAUACAGAAAAACUCAGUUGAAACAGAAUUGGUGGCGUGAAAUUGGGAAAAUUUUAAAUAAAACAGAUUUUGAUUGCGCCAAGAGAUGGUGUUACAUACGAGACUAUUAUGUUCGACGUAGAGGAAAACCAGUUUCAAGCGGAGAAGCAGCAAAGAAAAGAUCUGUUCUCCUGUCAUUCUUGGACAACCUUCCUUCGUCCCAAAAAAGCAGUAUUACUAACGUUAUAGAUGAAAACAGAGGAAAUAAUAGCGUAAAAAUGGAAAAGAGUCAUGAUAACAGCAAACGAACACAAAUCCCAGAAAACGAAAGUUUAGUAACGGAUAAUUCUAACAAUAGCAAAGAAACACAAUCAAACAGUCAGGAAAUAGAAAAUUUCAAAUGUGAUAAUAAUGGUCAUAGAAAAUAUGAUAAAGCUAAGAACGACAAGAAAGCCAAUUAUAAUGCACACGGUCAAGAAGGUCUCGGUCUCCUUGAGGAUUCUACUCAAAAUGGAUUACAUGAAAAUGAUCUCUUUUUUGCUGCAAUGGCAAAAAUAGUAAAGAAGUUGCCACCCUACGAGCAAAUUCAAUUAAGAAUGCAAAUAGGAUCAUUAGUUGGUAAUGCUGAAUUACGCCACCUAUAAAUAAUGAUAAUGUUUAAUAAAUCGUACAGUAUCAA